AUCUACUAUUUUGGAAGAUUUCUAAGUCAAAACUUCAUCACUUCAGGUUUUCUUUUUCUGGUUCUUGAUGGCGUCAACUGCAAGUCCGAUGGAAUCGAAUUGGAUAGUGGACACUUCCCUAGAUCUUAACACAUCGUAUCCGAAGAAGGAAAUUGUUCCAGAAAAUGAUAACUCUCGAGGAGGGCAAGAAGAAGAUCUGGUCGUUAAGCAUGAGGCUGGUGUACUGGUCGAGGAGUAUCACCGAAUUAGCCACGAGAACAGGAAGUUGACCGAAAUGCUGACCCAUAUGCAGGAGAGCUAUAAUGUUCUGUAUAACCAAUUGAUUGUCUUGCAAAAUACGAGUGCAUCAAGAAAGAGGAAGCAUGAAGCUAAUGUCACCACAGAAAGUUGCGGUUACGAUGAAGAUCAAAUCUUCAAGAAGCCAAGGGACAGCUUCAAACCCAAGAUCUCCAAAAUCCACUUCCAAACUGAUGCGUCUGACAUGAGCCUUGUAGUGAAGGAUGGUUGUCAAUGGAGGAAAUAUGGUCAAAAGGUCACAAGAGACAACCCAUGUCCAAGAGCUUACUUCAAAUGUUCCUUUGCCCCAGCUUGCCCUGUUAAGAAGAAGGUACAAAGAAGUGCUAGUGACCCAUCUAUCCUAGUGGCCACAUAUGAAGGCGAACACAACCACUCGAGCCCGUGUCGGUCGGCGAUUCCACUUGGUUCUGACAAACAGGGACUGAAUCUGGGCGCCCCUCCAUUUCCGUUGCCCUCGAAGUUGAGAUCUUCUAGUCCUAGGAGUACUCCUGAUUUGAUAAACCUGGGUUUUGACACACUACCCACAAAAAGGGGCCAAGAAACAGAAGAGGCGGUGGCAUGUCAACAGCUUUUGGUGCAGCAGAUGGCCUCUUCCCUGAAAAGAGAUCCCAAUUUCAUGGCAGCACUCGCGGCUGCGUUAUCGGGAAGGAUAUUCGAACAACCCCGGAUGGAGUAAUGGUGAAUGGACAGGGCAUUGUUGGAGUUGUCUAUUUAGCAUAAUUUACGUAUAGUUCGAGCCUUGAAUUUAACGGUCGGAUCAUGACGAUGGUCAGCAUAUAAGCUACUUUUGUGUAUUGGCUUAGAAAGCAAGUUGAUCUGCUCAUGAGCUUAGCUUGAGUUCGGCAAAUAAGCUAACUUAUACCCGAGAAGAUUGUUUAGAGGUUUAGUCGAAUUUGAGUAGCUUGCAUAUUAAACUUGUCUGGCGAUUUAACGAAGGGUUCACCUGUUUAUACUAUAUCUAUUUGAGUCGA
Molecule: messenger RNA, 1268 nt
Organism: Eucalyptus grandis
Lineage: Eukaryota; Viridiplantae; Streptophyta; Magnoliopsida; Myrtales; Myrtaceae
Product: probable WRKY transcription factor 40
Exons: 5
Coding region: 68-973 (301 amino acids)
Biological process (GO): regulation of DNA-templated transcription
Molecular function (GO): DNA-binding transcription factor activity; sequence-specific DNA binding
Source: RefSeq, a predicted model, not a curated record